Messenger RNA from Esox lucius (northern pike), 3748 nucleotides. It is a transcript of the gene zfpl1, whose product is annotated as zinc finger protein-like 1. The record is from RefSeq and is a predicted model, not a curated record. The transcript has 8 exons. Gene Ontology annotation, cellular component: Golgi apparatus. NCBI's taxonomy places the organism in Eukaryota, Metazoa, Chordata, Actinopteri, Esociformes, Esocidae. Bases 150 to 1139 code for a protein of 329 amino acids.
AUCAUCCUGCGACUCCGGAAGAGACGUGGCAAAAUGUCCGUAUCUGAAAACAAUCGCAUUUUCUAGCUUUAGCUUGCUGAUGAACUUGCUAUAUUAGAACCCUUGUAUUUUCGCGGUGAAAGCUUGCCUGUCAGCACGACUGACAGACCAUGGGUCUGUGCAAGUGUCCUAAAAGGAAGGUGACUAACCUGUUCUGCUUUGAACAUCGGGUGAAUGUUUGUGAGCAUUGCCUCGUUUCCAACCACAACAAGUGUAUAGUACAGUCCUACCUCCAGUGGCUUCAGGACAGCGAUUACAACCCAAACUGUCGACUGUGUAAUAACCCACUGAUCGCCCAGGAUACUGUCCGAUUGGUUUGCUAUGAUGUAUUCCACUGGGCGUGUCUUCAUGACUUGGCAGCCCAGUUGCCCUUACACACUGCCCCAGCGGGUUAUCAGUGCCCCAGUUGCCAAGGUCCAGUCUUUCCACCCUCCAACCUGGCCAGCCCAGUAGCUGACAUGCUGAGGGAACAGCUGUCUUUAGUCAAUUGGGCCAGAGCUGGACUAGGCCUACCUCUGAUUGAGGAACCUGCGGAAGCUGUUCAAAACAAAACACAGGAUGUGACAGACUAUGCUGACUGGUCCACAUUUGACACCCCAGCAUUGGAGACCACUGAAGCCUACCCCACCCACUCCUACUCUCCCAGCGCGUCCCCUACCCCAGUUCCUUCUUCAGUACAGGAAGAUCAUGGAAAUCUCCACAACAACGGGGGGAUGGUAGCUCAGGAACAACACUCUGUGGUGAACAUGGUCAAUGCUACCUCCAGUGACACCAUCACCCUACACACAGCGUCUUCCCCGAGGAAGAUGUAUGACACGCGGGACUCCGGACACAGCUCCGUGACACAGAUCGACUUUGAUGACGACAAGUAUCGGCGGCGACCAGCACUCAGCUGGUUUGCACAGAUUCUCAAAAACCGAACUGGUUCGAAGAGGACAGGCCUGUCCUGGAAGCAGAGUGUCUUCAUGCUACUGCUGGUUGGAGUCCUGGGCUUCUUUACCUUGAUCAUCAUUAUGGCUAAACUUGGCCGUGCUUCAGCCGACUCCGACCCCAACUUAGACCCCCUGCUAAACCCUAAUAUCCGAGUGGGCAAGAACUGAGCAGUCCCCACCUUCAAGUCCUGGUGAGAGAUGUACAAGACCAUCUGAGAUGGUAAGACUAGCAGAGGGGGAGAAGUACCUUCUCUUUUGGAUGUCAAAAAAGAGGAUGGGGAGUGCUUUUUGCCCUGGAAAUGAUAGCAGCCAUACACCCUUCUCGCCUCUUUGGGAUAGGCUGAUAAAGAUGUCCUAAUCAUCUACUACUCGGAAAUAGCCUAGAUUAUAACUGGCUUUUUGUGUGUUUCUGCGCGCGAAAUGCGUUUGUACACUUUCAAACUAUUAGGCUCUGUUAUUGACAUCGCUUUUAAAGCUAUACAGUACAUAUAUGUAAUUAAUAUGAGAUUGAAAUGUUGGAAUUAAUGGUGGGGGGGGUUGAACACCGAAAUACUGUACUGCUGUACUUCUGUAUAUGACACACAUAUAUGGCUGAACAUCUGCUAAUGUUGAGGUUUUGAAGGGGCCAUUAGUUGUUCAUUUUACUUGAGCGAGUGUGAGGUUUGUGUUGAACUGAAUUGCCAUGUCUGACAUGCACAUACUGUAUUAUUUUAUGUUGAUUAAAUCUUCACUUGUGUAAAUAUCCGUAGACAUAGAAGGAAAGCCGAUGUGUAUGGUAGUGUGUGUAUGCUUCAUGUUGAACUGGAACACCUUUCUGAUUUUCUCAUUCUAUAUGCAACAUUGGUUUUCUCUUCUGUGGAAACAAAUUGUACAGCACAUUCAAGUCAUGUGGUUUAAUCCAAGGGACAUUGAUUUAGCAUUAAGGUAAUAAAUACAGUCUUCUGAAAUCACAAGUGCCCUGUACUCAAACAUUCUGUAUGCAUAGAAGAGUUGUGUACCCUGAAAGAUCCUGACUUGUUCCUGAGUUUGAAGGGUUACUAAAGGUUUGAACAAUGCUGUGGUUCACAUUUGAUUGUAAUCUUUGGACCUUAUUCGGUCGUGGAAUAUGCAUUGAGGGAUCUUUAAGCACACCAAAUUUGUAUAUAUGAGGAAUUUCGUUGUUUUGCAGAUUGUUACAUAUCAAACAAAAUGUAGUACACAAUUAGAUGACAUUGCACCCACAAAACUGAAACCCAUUUGGAAAUAUGAGCACCACUUUCAUAAGUACUGGCUGAAAUUAUCCAAAAACUCUGGAGUAGGGGUGUGAACCUUUUAAAUGUUUAAACUGAAUUGUAAUUCUUUAACGUUUAGAAGAAAUCUUUGAAUGAGAAUACUUUUUUUUUUUUUUCCAUUCUUUCUUUUUUUCUUUUUUUUAAGUGAUGAAUUUUCCACUGUAACAUUCGAUUUGCCUGCUCUGGAGUGUUUAUUCAGGCUGUUGUGUCUAGUAUAUCAUAGUUUAUUAGCUGAUGUUCAUUAGCCCUGUUUUAUGGAAGUUGUGAGACAUUGCAAGACAAGAAUUGGUGAGAUACAGCGUUCCAUUGGUGAGAUAACAUCUUUCUAUUACCGACAGAUGGGACUAAAGUGCACUGAUUCAGGCUCUCUUAUAAGUUAAAUGACAGUAUUGUGAAAUGCAAGUGGAAUUUAUGGAACAUUAUGGUUGUAGUGCUACAAUGCACAUAAGAGUAUUCCACCCCGAAACACAUUCUAUUUAUAAGUAAUGCAAAACUAUCACUAUGUUGUGAGAUUUAAGUUAUAAAGGAAAAUGUCAAAUGUUUUAAAGUAAUCCGUUAAAGAUACAUUCUGGGAUUUUUGUCCAGUGAUUGUAAACGUAAUGCUGUCCAACCAAAACAGGUUCCUGAAAGUUGUGUGCAGUGUCAUUAAAACCACUCGCAUUCAAUAUUGAAAUAAUGUGCACGUAUAAAGAUAUUGCACAAUGGGACAUAAAAAAACAAACAACAGAAAGUCCCAGAUUGCAUCUUUAAGACACAAAAUUCCUAUAAAACCCGAAAUGCAAUUCUGUCUGGACAGGUUUUGGUUGAUUAGAUCUACGUAUCCCUCAAUGGUUAGAUUGUUAGAAAACAAAUACCAAAGUGAAUACCGGCAGGUGAAGUAGUUAAACAGUUAGAAAGUCAAAUAAGCAAACUGCACUCUCAAUUUAUGGCUGUAAAAACCUACCAUGUUCAACUUGAACAUGGUUAUGAAAUUGCUCUGCUGAAGCACAGAAUGUCAUUCUAGAAAGGAAACAUUGUAUACUUUGAAGAAAUGUAAACUAAUAUAUAAAUUGUCACAAAGAUAUUUACAGAUUUUUAGGCAAGUAUACACAAAUCUCCAGAUACCAGAAUGCUAUUGCUAUUGUUUGAUUGAGAUACAAUUUGCAGUUUAAAUGUGCAGAACAUUUCCAUUUGUCACAUCCAUACACCAGAGUGCAUCAUUAAGGGGCCGUUUACAGACCAAUGUUGAUGGGACCUCUAGUUUGAAUCAUUAUAUAUUGUAUUUCUGAGAAGUCCAAUAUUUAUGUAUUUUAAUACUUGUUUUACACUACACCAAUAUCAGUUGCAGUUCUUCUGUAUCUUUACGCUUUUUUCCAUUUGACAAUUAACUAUUUAAAAUAUUGAAUGAAAAAAACAUACACCUGUUGUUGAUGCUUACUCUGUGGAACACCAAUCACUCAAUGUAAGAAGAUACAUUUUCUAAGAGUAAUCUGUGCUUUUAUUAAAGCCAACAUUUAAAAACACACA